AUGGAAAUUGAAGCAAGUAGUUUAAUGAGAGUUGUGGUGUUGAUGAUGGUUGGGGUUGUCAUGGGUCGAUAUUUAGACCCUACCCCAGAAAACUCACCCCCUCCACCUCCCUUUGACCUUACCCUAGAAAACUCUCCCCCUCCACCUUCCUUUGAGCCUACCCAAGAAAGCGCUCCCCCUCCAUCUCCCUUUGGCCCUACCCUUGAAAACUCACCCCCUCCACCGCCCUAUGCCCUUGGCCUUGAAAACUCACCCCCUCCACCGCCCUUUGGCUCUAACCUAGAAAACUCACCCCCUCCACCACCUCCCUUUGGCCCUAGCCUUCAAAACUCACCCCCUCCACCUCCCUUUGGCCUUACCCUUCAAAACUCACCCCCUCCACCUCCCUAUGACCUUGGCCUUCAAAACUCACCCCCUCCACCACCUCCCUUUGGCGCUACCCUUCAAAACUCACCCCCACCACCUUCCUAUGUCCUUGGCCUUCACAACUCACCCCCUCCACCACAUUCCUAUGACCCUGGCCUUCAAAACUCAGCCCCUCCACCACCGUCCUAUGACCCUGGCCUUCAAACCUCACCCCCUCCACCACCGUCCUAUGACCCUGGCCUUCAAAACUCACCCCCUCCACCACCGUUCUAUGACCAUGUCCUUCAAAACUCACCCCCUCCGCCACCUUCCUAUUACCCUGGCCUUCAAAACUCACCUCCUCCACCUGCUCAAAACUCCCCAACAUUACCAAACCUAAGUCCUCAUUUUUACCAGCCCUCCGAUGAGGGCUGUUUGAUGUUGUGCAGGGAUACUUGCUCGAACAGCGACGUGGACUGUUUAAGGGGAUGUUCGUCUUUGUGCAGGGGCCCUAAUCCUAAGCCUAUAAAUUUUGAUAAGUGUACACUUCCCCGCAAGCAUCCCAUGCCCUAUACCGCUGCUGGUUUUGAAAAAUGGACGCGCGAUAGACUUCAUGAUCUGCCGUAA
Molecule: messenger RNA, 972 nt
Organism: Prunus dulcis (almond)
Lineage: Eukaryota; Viridiplantae; Streptophyta; Magnoliopsida; Rosales; Rosaceae
Product: leucine-rich repeat extensin-like protein 1
Exons: 2
Coding region: 1-972 (323 amino acids)
Source: RefSeq, a predicted model, not a curated record